CUUCGCGGUAAAGAAUAAAGCUGCAGUUUAAUGUGCUGCUAUUAAUCGAGGUUGGUGACGGAAAAGCGUUUCUGGCUACAGAGCAUUUGCAAGCAUGUACCACAACAGUUCUCAAAAGAAAUACUGGACUUUUGAAAAAGAGGCCACUGUGGAAGAUUUCAGACACAAGGCUAACCAGAAGUUUCGCACAAAAGCCCUGAAUCUCCGAAAGCCUGGAAUAAAUGAGUCCAUGUUUCUUGAUCCCUAUGAGGAAAAAGUGCUGUUUAGACACUAUGAAAAGAAACUGCUCGACUUCUGCGCAGCAUUUAAACCUGCCAUGCCCAAAUCUGUAGUGGGCAGCGCCUGUAUGUAUUUCAGAAGAUUUUAUUUGAACAACUCUUUAAUGGAGUAUCACCCUAGGACAAUAAUGUUGACGUGUGCAUACCUGUCCUGUAAAGUGGACGAGUUCAAUGUUUCCAUCACUCAGUUUGUGGGGAACCUUCAGGAAAAGCCAGAUCAUCAGGAGCGAGCUCUUGAGCAUAUCCUGGAAUAUGAGCUGCUCCUCAUCCAGCAACUAAACUUCCACCUGGUGGUACACAACCCAUACCGACCACUCGAAGGAUUUCUUAUAGACCUGAAGACAAGGUAUCCACUUUUGGAGAACCCGGAGAUGCUGAGGAAGAGUGCAGAAGACUUCCUAAACAGAGCAGCAAUGACGGACACAGGACUUCUGUUCUCUCCGUCUCAGAUCGCCCUCACCGCAGUUCUCAACAGUGCAGCACGUGCUGGCCUCAGCUUAGAAACGUAUCUUACUGAUUGUAUAGGGCUGAAGGACAAGAAAGAAACGCUCUCCAAGAUGUAUGAAGCAAUGAGACGAAUCACAACACUCCUCAAGGAAUAUGAGUUUCCCAAAGCUGAGGAAGUAAACGCCUGCAAACACAAACUGGAGAAGAUUCAUACAGAGUUCACCAGCCACACACAUUUGAAACGAAAGCAUGGCUAUGAAGAUGACGACCACGUUGUGAAAAAGCCCCUUGUUACCGAGGAGGAGUGGACCGAUGAAGACCUGGAUACUUUCUGACAACACUAGCACAUCUGUAAUCAAGACACAUUCCAGAACUUUGCACUUAUUCACAUAUUUGGUGUUUUAUAAAUACAGUCUUAUUCAAAUGCUCAGACACCCUGGUUACAUUCUAGAUCAUUUUCUAUUUUUGUUUCCAGUAAAACAUGUUAAAAGACAUUGUUUAUUUGCUUAAUUUGCCAGAUUGGAACAGAUUAAAUGCUAGAAUAUUUAAUUUUUAUUAAUUCAUCAAAUAAGCAGUUUGUUCACUGGAAAGAAUGGCUUCAUUUGCUGUGCAGGUUGGUGUUCAAAAGAUUUGCUUGACUGUACCUAGGCAAUAUUUGCCUGCUUUGCGCAUGAUUAUUUACUGAAAUAAAAGUUUCG
Molecule: messenger RNA, 1423 nt
Organism: Trichomycterus rosablanca
Lineage: Eukaryota; Metazoa; Chordata; Actinopteri; Siluriformes; Trichomycteridae
Gene: ccnh
Product: cyclin H
Exons: 10
Coding region: 95-1060 (321 amino acids)
Biological process (GO): regulation of transcription by RNA polymerase II; DNA-templated transcription; regulation of cyclin-dependent protein serine/threonine kinase activity
Cellular component (GO): nucleus; transcription factor TFIIK complex
Molecular function (GO): cyclin-dependent protein serine/threonine kinase regulator activity
Source: RefSeq, a predicted model, not a curated record